Molecule: messenger RNA, 611 nt
Organism: Corticium candelabrum
Lineage: Eukaryota; Metazoa; Porifera; Homoscleromorpha; Homosclerophorida; Plakinidae
Product: prefoldin subunit 1-like
Exons: 2
Coding region: 123-482 (119 amino acids)
Biological process (GO): protein folding
Cellular component (GO): prefoldin complex; cytoplasm
Molecular function (GO): protein folding chaperone
Source: RefSeq, a predicted model, not a curated record
AGCGGCUCUUGUUCUGUAAUCGGGUACAGUACAACAGACACGACAACCCAUAUCUCGUCUAGACUAACACUGUAGUCGAGGAUUUGUAGUCCGCGCCCUUGGACAAAUGCGCUUGCGUCAAAAUGGAUGACGAAUUGAAGAAAGCAUUUGCAGAACUUCAAAUAAAAGCUGUUGAUACCGCUCAACGCGUCCAACAGACGGAGAACGAAAUUGAAACUUGUAGACGAGCCAAACAGCAUGCUCUGUUGACAGAACGAGAGCUAUCUACACUGCCAGAAGUCACACGUACGUAUGAGUCUUUUGGCGCAUUCUACUUACUGGAACCUCUUCAGCGAGUCCGGGAAUCACUACUAGCGAAAGCUGAAGAGAAAGAUGAGAAAAUCAAGUCGUUAGAGGCACACAAGGAGUAUCUAAAUAAGAGUGUCAAAGAGGAUGAGGAUAACUUGAGAGAGCUGCUGAUGCAGAAGCAAGGCCGAACUUGAUGACUUGGGUUCAUGUUGGGAUCAGCAGUUGCAGGAGAAGGGGAUAAUUAGUAGAUUAUAGUACAUGAAAAAGCACUGCUGAUUUAUAUAACAUUCAAUUAAAUAAAUACAACAAUUAGUAGUAUCAGU